This is a messenger RNA of Gambusia affinis (western mosquitofish), 3094 nucleotides long. It is a transcript of the gene dram1, whose product is annotated as DNA-damage regulated autophagy modulator 1. The record is from RefSeq and is a predicted model, not a curated record. The transcript has 7 exons. Lineage: Eukaryota; Metazoa; Chordata; Actinopteri; Cyprinodontiformes; Poeciliidae. The coding region runs from base 1054 to 1764 and encodes 236 amino acids. Gene Ontology annotation, biological process: regulation of autophagy. Gene Ontology annotation, cellular component: lysosome.
GUGAUAGCUGCAUUUCCUGUCAGCUGUCCAAGUCUAGACUCAUGUGCUUGUCUGAUUUUGUGCAGGUAUUUGUUUCAAAAGGAGAUAAUCAGUAAGAUACUUUAUCUAAAUGCCAUAAGAAGGCGGAGGAGUAAUAUGGAUAUUCUGCAGUAUGUUCUUUUUCCAAAACUAUGACAAUAUAAUACACUUUUUGGGAAUUUAAGUGUAAAAGCUAAAGGGCCCCAUAUAUAUGGGGGUCCAUUUAUGCCAGAAAUAUGUUUAUGGAUCUUGUGACGUAUUCAUGUGAAAAACCAACGCAAAGUAGUUUGCUAGAAGGGAAAUUAUAAAUUCUUUUUUUAUUUUCUGCUAAAUAAAUAAAAUUUGUAAUAUAUUCUAUAUAUUUGCCUCCCUUAUUGAACAUUUUUGCUGAAAUUCUUUCAUUUGGGGUUUAUUUGUGCCAGCUUUGCACAUCUAAAUGCUGAUUUUUUAUUUUUAUUUUUUUUGUCCAUUCUUCAGAUUAAAUUGAGAGUUUUAGUAAACAUUAAUUCUUCUUUUUGUUUAGCAUAUUCAGAAAAUGAAUAUGCUUUGAUCUAAACUAGAGUAGUUCUGCUCGUGUGUUUAGAAUGCAAAAAAUGGGAAAAAAUUAUUUCCAUGGUAGCAUCAUUAAAUAUCAGUAGAUUCAAAAAAUAUGAUUAAAUGCAGCUACAGUUUUGUGUUUAGUCAUAUAAAUCACUUUUUUAAAGCAAGUAGAGUGACAAGAAUGACUCCAUUGGUUGCAUUUCAGAUGGAAACUGCACAAAGGCAGCUGUGGCUGUAAAAAGGAAAUAAAGCAGUAAAGAAGAGAGUAGGCGGGCCCGCAGGGAGUCGCUUUGGGGAAGAGGUUACAGUACACAGAAACCUGCAGGUUCAUUCUAGUGAACUCAGUCCAAGCCCAGCAUGUGACUGUCUGCCGAUAAGUGAUAUCACAAUAACUCCGAUCACUUAGCUCCAUCUCUUCCUGUAUGGCUGUGUUUCCUCUGCUGCCGUUCAAACGGAGCGAAGCUUGCUGAAGUUUUGCGGUGAAAACCUCUGGAGAUGUUCUGGUUCAGGCAGGGGCUUUGCUUCCUGCCCGCCUUUCUGGUCGUCUGGUCCUCUUGCACUUUCGUCGUUUCCUAUAUUAUUGCGCUCUUUAGAGGCGAUGUGGACAUUAUAUUCCCCUAUAUAAGUGAUACGGGUGCAAAUCCCCCUGAGAGCUGCAUUUUUGGUCUUAUGACCUUCAUUUCUUCAUGUGCAGGAACUGCCACCAUAUACGCCAGAUACAAGUAUGUGGAGAAGCUGACUGAGCAGAACAGCCUGGUCAAGCCGGGCCUGAAUAAAGCCGCGCUCGGGUUUGGGUUUGCCGCCUGUUUUGGGAUGUGCAUCGUUGCUACUUUCCAGGAAACAGCAGUGACGCCAGUCCAUGAUUUGGGGGCGUUGGUAUUUUUCAUCUCUGGAGUUGUUUACAUCAUCCUGCAGUCUGUAAUAUCUUUCCAAGCGUCUCCUCAUGAGUCGUCCAUCUGUGUGCGUCGAUUCCGCUUGUUCUUCGCAAUAGUUGCUUCAGCUGCAUUUUUCCCCACUGUGAUCUGUGCGUAUUUCGUUAAACAAACCACCCUCCACAGGCACACAUAUGACAAUGAUUAUCGGUUCUACAUCACCAGUGCCGUCUGCGAGUGGAUCGUUGCCUUCAGCUUCAUCUGCUUCUUCCUCACAUACAUUAACGACUUCAAAACGUUUAAGUUGCAAGUGAGGACAGAAUAUGAGGACUAGACGAUCGCCAACUUCAUUUCAAUGAAUUUGUGUAUUUUAUGUAAUUUUUUGCACUAGAGUUUUUAUACAAUCAGGUAUUUUUGCUACUUGAAUUGUUCCACAUAAUAUUUUAUGCCUGAUCAUUACAGGUGUAUUUUUUUAUUUUUACCUUUUUAUACAAUCAUUUUACACGAGUGUUAACGUUUUCCUGUUCAAGCACCACUUUGCACUUUGACUGUUGCCACAGCAUCGUGACACAUCCUGUGAGACCUGUGGCCACUAAUAAGAGAAGUUCAUCACACAUUUUACACGUGACUCAUGCAGCCCACGUGGGAAAACGGAAAAACCGCCAAAAAAGAACUGAAGUUCUUAUAUUUGGUGCUUCCUUCACAAGUAUUGUACGACUGUGUUUGAGUUGGUUUUUUUAAAUAAAUUAAACUUUUGUUGCAGUAGCACAGUUACCAGAUGAGAAGUUCCUCCUCUAGAUUAUCAUUUUUAAAAGAGUUGGUUGUAACUAUCCUGUCUUACUUGAACGGCAUGUUUUGUUUUUACCAUUUUAAAAAGCAGCCAAGCGCGUCACGUCAAAUCUAAACAGAAAGUCAUGAAUACACUUAUUGAAACUGUAGAUACUUUGAUCAGUUAAAAAGGUUGAGCAGACAAAAAUGUUUAGUCUUUUAUUUAUAGGAAUUGUUAAGGAGGAAAACAAUGGUGCCAAGUUUUCUUUUUUUGUUUGUUUUUUGGUGGUAAAACCAUUUUUUAACACUGGAUAAAAUUUGUUUAGUGUUGAGAUUUUUUUUAAUGCUUAUGCUCAAACUUAAGGUUGGACUGUUACUAAAUUUUUCAGUGUGAGAUUUCAUUACUGCAACCAAAGGUUAAUUUAUUUUCAGGUUUUUAUGCAUCAAAGAUCGACAUAUACUGUAAAUACGCUGCGUAGAAAGACAAUCAUCAUUUCCUGAACUUUAAGCACCAACACGGAGGCCUUAAAGUCGAUCAGGAAGAGACUGAAAACUUACUGUGACACAAAGUGAUAAAAAAAAGUAGGGUAUGGAAUAUUUUUAAGAAAUAAAGUGCCUUUCUUACGUUAUUCAGUGACAAUAAGAGGUGAAACAUGUCCAGUCUGCAUAUAAACUCAUCCAGUUUUUGUACUUAGAUGUUUAUUUUUGUUCAAACUAUGAUUAUAAGUCGUCCUACACAGCAUUCCAGAUAUUGUGGACAAAACUCACUUUCACUACAAAUGGUUUUACAAGAGAAAAUUUAACUGUAUCCAGCAAACUACUGUCGUACUUUUGACUAAAUGUACUGUAAAGAUGAUUUUAAACAUCUGAAAAAUAAACUGCACAUUUUGUAUCAA